UUCCUUUAGACCCGUUUUCCUCCUCUUAUUUAUCUCUUCAUAUCACCACACAACAACCCAUAAAUCAAAACUCGUUAUCCACAUUUCUUACAUUCUAUCCUAAUCCUCAUCACUCAAACCAAAGCAGAGAGCUUAGGCGCGGAGAAGAAGAGGAAGAGAAAGAGGAACCAAGCAUCAACAACAAUGGCUGUCUCAACAAUCUACUCAACACAAGCUCUCAACUCAACUCAUUUCUUGAGCUCGUCUACUUCUUCCUCCACCUCAAAACAAGUCUUCUUCUACCGUAGUCAUCAGUCCUAAACCAACCGUAGAUUCAACACAAUCAUCACUUGCGCCGCACAACAAACCGUCGUGAUCGGACUCGCCGCCGACUCAAGAUGCGGCAAAAGUACCUUCAUGCGGAGGCUGACCAGUGUCUUCGGUGGUGCCGCCGAGCCACCAAAAGGAGGGAACCCUGACUCCAACACACUUAUCAGUGACAUGACCACUGUGAUCUGUCUCGACGAUUACCAUUCCUUAGACAGAACUGGUCGCAAAGAGAAAGGAGUCACUGCUUUGGACCCACGUGCCAAUGACUUUGAUCUCAUGUAUGAGCAAGUCAAAGCUCUUAAGAGUGGUAUCGCCGUCGAGAAACCCAUUUAUAAUCACGUCACUGGACUUCUUGAUGCCCCUGAGCUUAUUCAGCCUCCCAAGAUUCUCGUCAUCGAAGGUCUUCACCCAAUGUAA
Eruca vesicaria subsp. sativa (arugula) is the source of this 726-nucleotide messenger RNA. Lineage: Eukaryota; Viridiplantae; Streptophyta; Magnoliopsida; Brassicales; Brassicaceae. The record is from the annotation of a GenBank genome assembly.